AUGCAGGCGGUCCGACCGGAAACGGUCCGAGGGAUCCGACUCGGCAAGAUCUUGCAUCAUGCGCCCUGGCUAUGGUGGCAUGGGCGUCUGAAAGACAUGUACAGGCACAGCGAAGUGGUGAGCGAAAUUGAUAUGUUUGUGUCGCACAGCUGGCAAACACCUGCAUGGAAGAAGUACCUCAACUUACUCAUCCUGCGAAAUGGGCUGCCGGCAAUGGUCUUGGGAACGCUGGGUGCCAGUGUAGCUAAUGUUCUAUCUCAGCAUUCGAUCUUGCCACCUUUGGAAGUUUUGGGUGGUGGCUGGUGUCUGCUGUCUGGCUGCCUCAUAUAUUACUUGACCUUGCUCAGGUGGAGGCCCAGCACCAUACUUUUCUGGGACUGCGCCUGCAUAAGUCAACACGACCAUAUAUUGAAAGCAGAGGGUCUUGCCAGUCUGGGUGCUAUACUGAAGCAGUCCAAGUCGCUGCUGGUGCUUUGGGAUCAGACGUUCGUGUCCAGGCUUUGGUGCAUGUUCGAAAUGGCAGCUUACUUGCACAGCCGAACGGGCAGUUCGGCAAGUGUGACUGCACGCUCACCACUAGCCGGAGUUAUCGUGCUCUCUGUGCAUGCCAGCUUGUGCAUGAUCGCUUUCCUGUACUUCUUGCCUGCAGAUUCCUUCUUCGAGCCGUCCCAGACCAUGGUAGUCAUUGCUUGCUUAGCAUUGCCGGGCAUCCUUUUCUUUAGCUUCGUCGCAAGCACUGUCCGCGCAUACUGGCGAGACAUCGACAUGAUGGAGCAGCACAUGCUGAGUUUUGCAUUGGCCAACAGCAAAUGUGCGUGCUGUUCUCCAGAGCAGACGGAUGUCUGCAACAAGCGGGUCUGCGACCGCAGGAUCAUGAAAACCUGCAUACAGAAUUGGUUUGGGUAUGUGUCGAGUUUCGAGAGCCGGAUUCGAUCGGAAGAGCGGAUAGCUCUUGCAGAUAAGUUGCGGAACCAUCUUAUCGUAUACUUCGAGAUGGCGUUGGCAGGAUCGCCGUUAAUUUGGUCCGGGCUUGAGUUAAUGUUGCGGGUUCCACCAGACUUGCAGAUACCUAUGCUCAUCAAGAAGGCCAUCGAGUGUCUGGCAAUAUUACCUAUCAUCUUCAAGUUGUUGACUCUUGUGACCUACCGGUUGCGAUUUCGGUGGUGCAGCAGACCCUUGGAUUUCUGCCUGUCUGUUGGCAUUGCAGCGAUGGGCAUGUCAAUGUGGGCCAUGUACUUGGUGAUUGACUUCUACGUCAUCUACCACUUCAUUGUCAAUCCGUUUGCUGCAUCAUUGAUGUCAGCUUCAAUGUGGUUACUGCUUUUACUCGCAGUGUGGACAUGGAUUCCCGAGUAG
Molecule: messenger RNA, 1356 nt
Organism: Symbiodinium sp. CCMP2456
Lineage: Eukaryota; Dinophyceae; Suessiales; Symbiodiniaceae
Source: the annotation of a GenBank genome assembly